This is a messenger RNA of Ornithorhynchus anatinus (platypus), 3223 nucleotides long. RefSeq names its product scaffold attachment factor B1-like. Lineage: Eukaryota; Metazoa; Chordata; Mammalia; Monotremata; Ornithorhynchidae. Gene Ontology annotation, biological process: regulation of transcription by RNA polymerase II; regulation of mRNA processing. The transcript is spliced from 21 exons. Gene Ontology annotation, cellular component: nucleus. Bases 81 to 2765 code for a protein of 894 amino acids. Gene Ontology annotation, molecular function: RNA binding; sequence-specific DNA binding. The record is from RefSeq and is a predicted model, not a curated record.
GCCGAGGAUCGCCGCCGGCGGCCGCCACGGUCGGAGCCCGCUCCAGCGACCGAGCCGCUCGAGGCCCUCUGCCCCUAGGAAUGGCGGAGGCUCUGGCAGGGGCCAUCGGCGACCUGACUUCCAGCCCGGCCGGCUUCUCCUCCGUCUCCUCGGAGACCGGCACGCGGCGGCUCAGCGACCUGCGGGUCAUCGAUCUCCGGGCGGAACUGAAGAAGCGCAACUUGGACACGGGCGGCAAUAAAAGCGUGCUGAUGGAGCGACUGAAGAAGGUCAUUGAGGAUGAAGGGGGCGAUCCCGAUGCAAUAGAAAUCACAUCGGAAGCAACGAGCAAGAAAACAUUAAAGCGGUCCAACAAAGGACGGAGGCCAGAGGAAGAGGGGGCGGAAUAUAAUGGACUAGAGGAGAAUUCUGGAGACGGACAGGAGGAUGUCGAAGCAAGUUUGGAUAACUUGCAGGAUAUCGACAUGAUGGACAUUAGUGUGUUAGACGAAGCGGAAAUAGAUAAUGGCAGCGCCAUAGAUUGCGGAGAGGAGUACGGUGCUGAUAAUAUUCUUGACUCACUGUCCGACAGUAAAGAAAAUGCUGAUGCAGAAAUGAAAGAGCUUCCAGAUCAUUUUACAGAAUAUGCUAUGGAGAGCCACGAAAUGGGAAACAGUUUAGAUGCUUCAUCACCCGACUUCUUUGAGAUGCAGGAGAUGGAGGGACCCCUUUCGGAUCCAGAAAAUGAGAAAAUACUCGGCAUUUUGGGGGAAACUUGUAAAUGUGACCCACUUAAAGAAGAAGCUUCCGAACUGGAGCGGCCAAGUGCCCAAGACGCAAGUUACGAGGGGCCGGUCCCAAAGGUCGCGGAGGAGGAAGAGGACGAAUUAGCCGCCAGCCAUUCCGAGGAGGAGGCUUUUGACUUGGACGGCGAGUCAACACGAGCCAUGGCGAGGAAGGCCGAGAAGCCCUUAGGGGUAGAGAGAGGGGAGGCGAGCGAGCAGGCCUUAGACGAAGAGAAAAUGGACUCUGACACGCUAGUGGUAGAAAGCCCAAUGGAUCAGGGUAGCAAAGCGUCAGAAAACGCAGAAGCCUCCUCUGGUGGCGAAGCCCAGGAAGCGGUGGAGAGAGAUUCAAGCCCUGAAACCAAAGAUUGCCAAGAAGACUCUAAGAAAACAGAAGACGAAGCUAGCCAAGAAGACUCCCCCGCUACUAAAGAGUCCUCUACCAAUGAGGGCGGUGAUCAGAAUAUGAGCUCUAAUGAGGAUGACUCGAAUACAAAAAAGAUCUCCAAAGACGAGAAAGGUCGCACGAGUAGCAGCAGUGGUAGAAACUUUUGGGUUAGUGGACUUUCCUCCACUACCAGAGCUACAGACCUAAAGAAUCUUUUCAGCAAAUACGGAAAGGUGGUUGGAGCUAAAGUGGUGACUAACGCACGCAGCCCCGGCGCUCGAUGUUACGGUUUCGUAACAAUGUCUACAUCCGAGGAAGCGACAAAAUGCAUCAGUCACCUCCACCGAACCGAAUUACACGGGAGGAUGAUCUCCGUCGAAAAGGCAAAAAAUGAACCUGCUGGGAAGAAGACCUCAGACAAAAGAGAGGGUGAUGGGAAGAAGGAAAAAUUAGCCAACAGUGACAGAUCUUCAAGUGUCAAAGGAGAUGAUAAGGCCGACAAGAAAGAUGACCCUAAGAAAAAUGAAGAUGGGAAAGAUGAAAAGGAUAAAGACCAGAGUGAUCAGAAACCCGGAUCCUCUGAUCGAUCUAGAGCUACUAAAUCAGGAAGCCGAGGAAUCGAACGAACCGUAGUAAUGGACAAGUCCAAAGGAGAGCCUGUUAUUAGUGUGAAAACUGCCGGCGGGAAAGAAGGUGCCUCAAAAAGCCAAGAGCGCAAAUCGAUGAGCAAAGAGAAACGGUCUAUUGUGUCGUUCGACAAAAUCAAAGAACAGCGGAAGAUCAGAGAAUCAGAAUCCCGUCGGGUGCGUGAACGAAAUGAGCGAGAACAGCGCAUUCAGGCCCUUCGGGAGCGAGAAGAAAGAGAGCGGCUGGAAAUAGCGCGUGAGAGACUUGAGUUUCAGAGGCAGCGCCUGGAGCGGGAGCGGAUGGAGCGGGAGCGGCUGGAGCGGGAGCGGAUGCACAUUGAACACGAGCGGCGGAGGGAACAAGAGCGGAUCCACAGGGAGAGGGAGGAGCUGCGUCGCCAACAGGAGCUCCGUUACGAGCAAGAGCGGAGGCCGGCCAUGAGGCGGCCCUAUGACGUAGACGGGAGGCGAGAUGAUUCCUAUUGGCCAGAAGGAAAAAGGGCAGCCCUGGAUGAUCGAUACCAUUCUGAUUUCAGCCGUCAGGACCGCUUCCACGACUUCGACCACAGGGAUCGGGGCCGCUACCAGGAUCAUUCUAUGGACAGGAGAGAGAGUUCCAGGUCGAUGAUGGGCGACAGAGAUGGGCAGCACUACCCCGAUGACCGCCACGGAGGUCCGGAUCGCCACGGGCGAGAUUCCCGCGACGGGUGGGGUGGCUACAACUCUGACAAGCGGAUGAGCGACGGGAGAGGGAUGCCUCCCCCCAGGGGGGGACGGGACUGGGGAGACCACAGUCGGAGAAUAGGUGAUCAUCAAGAUCGCUCGUGGCAGGGCAACGUGGACGGGGGCAUGAUGGGCCGAGAUCACGAGAGGUGGCAAGGUGGUGAGAGGGGCAUGUCUGGUCACUCGGGCCCGGGCCACAUGAUGAACAGGGGAGGAAUGUCAGGUUCAAGGUUUGAAAGCAAAAUCCGAGUUAGGCAAAAAUAAUAACCUCCUUCGCUACCCGGAAUGCGGUGCGGGAUCGGUCGGUCAAACAUUAGCGACUUAAAAAAGUUUUAUGAUUCUGCUGUCGGCUGCGUCUGAUCAAGAGGGGAAAAAAUCAACAGAUGCCGUUGAGGCAGGAUUCCAAGCCAUCUCACGCUAUAAACUGGCAGCCAGGCGGGGGCGGGAGGAGCGCUCCAAAGCGGGGAAAGACUUUGAAUUGAUUCCUAGGAGAGACGGCAUUGCUCAAGGUGGAAACUCCCGGGGCCGCAGGAUGCAAGGUGGCGGAAUGCGAGGCGGAGGAUUUGGAGGAGAGACCAGAGCGGAAGGAACCAACAGACCCAAUGAUUCCCGCUUCACCCGCCGCUACUGAAUAUUUUAACACCCACAUUCUCAUGUCGAGUGGCAACAGCGAGGCAUCCUGUUCGCCAGGAUUAUCUUGAAUUAGUGUAAUUUUUUUUUUU